This is a messenger RNA of Jatropha curcas, 1043 nucleotides long. RefSeq lists its product as uncharacterized. Gene Ontology annotation, molecular function: structural constituent of ribosome; RNA binding. NCBI's taxonomy places the organism in Eukaryota, Viridiplantae, Streptophyta, Magnoliopsida, Malpighiales, Euphorbiaceae. Gene Ontology annotation, biological process: translation; ribosomal small subunit assembly. Gene Ontology annotation, cellular component: ribosome; mitochondrial small ribosomal subunit. The record is from RefSeq and is a predicted model, not a curated record.
AUUAGGUCUUCGGCUCUGCGCUUCGCUUAAACCCACGCCGGAACUCCUCUUUCUCGCCGUGGGACAUCGCGAAUCAGCCUCGAAGAAGCGAUGUGGGCAAGUGUAAGGCGAAAACUUCUCUCUGGCGGUGGCGGCCUCUCAUCUUCUUUUGUUUUAGAGGAGUCAUUGCUAGCCACUCGUUCUAAUCUGGCACCAUUAAUACGAUCUUAUUCUAUCGCCGGGAAAAGUACAUUGCCAUCCCUUGGAAGAGGAUCGUGUAACUCGCCAAAUGUUGAUUCCAAUAGUUACUUAGGAUUUCCAAUUGCCUCAAAGCCUGUAAGGGACCCUAUUUCAUUUUUUCAAAUGGAUGCCCUUAUUUAUAUGCUGAGCAGGUCAUUUUCUUCAGAUAGGCGUAAUAAUCCUGUACCACCUUUUGAAUCUUCAGCUCAGCAACUGUCUAAUGAAGAGGAAGCCAGAGUACGGAGGAACAUUGCCACAAGACUUCCUUUUGUUGACGCAUUCCUGCUGAAAGCGAAGAAUAAAAAGGAUCUUCUCUCUAACAAGAAAAUUUGGUCGCGCAGAUCUGUUAUUUUACCAGAAUUUGUUGGUUACUCUGUUCGUAUUUACAAUGGAAAAACAUUUGUUCGUUGUAAGAUCACUGAAGCAAAGGUUGGUCACAAAUUUGGAGAGUUUGCGUACACACGGAAGCGGAGAAUUGUCAGACAAAGUACGACUGGAAAAACACCCGGAAAAAAGAAGGGGAAAAAAUAGGCCCAAGUGUAUACAUUGCAAUUUGAAUUGAAGUUGGUUCACUGAGAAUGACUAAAGGUCAAGAGUAUUUCAUUUUGUUUUUCCUUCAGCGUCUUCAAUCUUUACACUAAAAAACCGCUGAUUCAAUGUCUUUCCUCUCAGCUCUGUGAUUCCCAACUGUGCUAAAAAAAGUGCCUAUAAUUUGGAACGAUGUAUGGUUUUAUGAUUGAUAAUAUGAAUUUGUUCUGUACCUUCUGUAUUCUACAGCUUAACAAUCAAAUAAGGAAUGAAUUUUGCUUGCUUCUGCUGCCUAA